AUAAGACAGUUGUCAUCAUGUCAUCAGAUGUCUACCGUAGCCCCUUUAGCAUGAGGCGCUCCUGCAGGGUCAAGUUCAAGUAUUGGUCUUAACCUGUAAAGUCCGCAGUCCAUAAUACGUUCUCGACAAACAAGAAAGAAGAUGAUGUGGAAGAGCUGGAACAAGAAGCAAGCCCUCCGGAUGGCGGGUUUGGGGCCUGGGGGACUGUUUUUGGGUGUUUCCUCAUGCAAUUUUGUGGCUUUGGAUACAUAUCGUCUUUCGGAGUUUACCAAGAUUAUUACACACGAGUUUAUAUGACCAACUAUCCACCAUCUGCAAUAUCAUGGAUUGGUGCAUUGACCUCGUUCCUCACAGUCAAUGUCACGUUGAUCUCAGGUCCGCUGUACGACCGAGGGUGGUUUUAUCGAUUGAUGAUCGUGGGGUCGCUGCUCCAAUCACUGUCCUUGUUCGCCUUGUCCUUCACGAAACCUGGUCAGUUUUACUUGGCUUUUAUGGUUCAAGGAGUCGUUGCUGGGUUUGGGAUGGGCCUAACGUACGCUCCCAGCAUCGCGGUCGUCUCUCAACACUUCUCCUCCAGAAAACGCACGUUGGUGAUGUCUCUCGUCACAUCCGGUACACCGCUUGGUUCCAUGAUUCAUCCAAUCAUGCUCAAUCGCCUUUUGAAUGGUACUGUUGGCUUUGCAAAAGGCGUUCGCGCCAGUGCGGGUUUUGUCAGUGCUUUGUUGUUGAUCGCUUGUUUAUCCGUGCGUACAAGAGAACUGCCAGCACCGACUGUCGGUUAUACUGUAGUGGCACGAAAAUGCUCUCGCGAGGUUCUCUUCGUCCUCAUGACCGUUGGGUCAACACUAUUUCAGAUUGGGUUUUACUUCCCUCUGUUUUACUUGCAACUGGACUCUACCAAACAUGGACUUGACAUCAAUUUCUCGUUCUACUCCCUUGUGAUAAUGAAUGCAGCCUGUUUUAUCGGACGCUGCAUGACAGGAACAAUUGCGGCAUAUAUGGGGGUGUUGAACUCCACGAUCGCAUCCACUGUCGCAUGCAGUGCCAUCAUAAUAUCCAUGAUAGCUCUGAGGGACACGACCAGUGUGGUCGUCUUAGGACUUGCAUAUGGCUACUUUUCUGGAGUUUUCAUCGCGCUGAUAGUCCCAUUGGUGACUGUCUUGACGCCUGAUUUAUCUGAGCUAGGAGCACGAAUGGGCAUAUGUUUUACCUUCACUGCCUUUGGUGGAUUACUUGGCGGCCCAAUAUCAGGUGCUUUGCUCGGUUCUCAAUAUAAGUGGUGGCUAGCGUCACUCUUCAGUGGGUUGGUCUCCCUUGUCGGAAGUUUGAUAUUCAUGGUGAUGCGCCUGGUUAUAUACCACCGAAGAAUAAAUGGGAGCCCAUCCAUAGCUGGCGGGGACACGUGAACUAGUUUUGGAUUCUAUCGAGGCCGUUAUUCACUCGUGCUAGAUGAUUGGAAACAUGCGAUGAUCUUCGGUCGUUUCUUUUUAUUGGCACACUUGUGCCAUUCCAUUACAAAAGCAGAUAUUCGUACCUAUAUUUGCGCAAUCUUUCUCCUUAUUUACUCCUGAAGAUAAGCACGCAUGGGAUAAUGCUGUAUACACACGACAAAU
Molecule: messenger RNA, 1613 nt
Organism: Suillus discolor
Lineage: Eukaryota; Fungi; Basidiomycota; Agaricomycetes; Boletales; Suillaceae
Product: MFS general substrate transporter
Exons: 17
Coding region: 225-1406 (393 amino acids)
Biological process (GO): transmembrane transport
Cellular component (GO): fungal-type vacuole membrane
Molecular function (GO): transmembrane transporter activity
Source: RefSeq, a predicted model, not a curated record